AUGCAUCACGGCGGAGGCAACAGCUUCAACGAGGCCGUCGCCUUCGGCAAGCCUCAACUGAUCGUCAGUAUGUGGGGCGAGACGCACGACAUCAUGGCGUACGCUGUGCACCAUGGUAUUGCCAUGGGAUCCAAAUUUGCGCCCAGACUCGUCGCUAGCGAUCUACAAGCCUCUAUGACCAAAUUGCUGGAGGAAAACAUCGAGUUCGCUGACAGAGCUCUACGCUGGAGGCUUCGCUCGGAGCAGUCUGGAGGUACACCGAUCGCCGCGGACAUCAUCGAAGCUUACGGCAGUAAAGAAAGGCGGAUCCAAGGCACGCAGGACGGGGACAGCACAGACAUUGAAGCAGUCAAUGCUUUGACGAUCGACAGCAACGAGAAGGGCUUGUUCACUCCCGCCCUCGACAAGGAGCCUCACUCAUCUUCAGCGUCGUCAGUCGGCAGCCCCACGAUUGCCGAGCAGACGGUCACAUUCCCCUCUCCCACCGCUUUCCCUCCACGACCGCAGCUCCUGAUCCAGACCCCGGCCGCUGCGCCGGUGGUAGCAGCGACCGCCUGA
This is a messenger RNA of Ceraceosorus bombacis, 558 nucleotides long. The record is from the annotation of a GenBank genome assembly. Lineage: Eukaryota; Fungi; Basidiomycota; Exobasidiomycetes; Ceraceosorales; Ceraceosoraceae.